AUGGCAGAAACCUCAGAAUCCAAGAGCAAGGGUAUCUCGGUCGACGUGGCCGCGAAAACCACUGGUGACCCGCAGCCAUGGCCAUCAACUCCGCAGCUCAGCACCGCCAGCGAAGCGGCCGUGGCGAACCCCGAGUGGCAGGCGACCGAGAAACGGCUUGUUCGGAAGCUUGACAUGACGCUCAUGCCCAUGCUAUUCUUGCUGUAUAUGUUCAACUACCUCGAUAGGAAUAACAUCGUGCAGGCCAAAUUGAAUCAUUUUGAGCGAGACAUUGGACUCGUGGGGAACCAGUUCAAUACAGCGCUUGCAGUCUUUCAUCCAGGAUAUAUGCUUGCCCAGUUGCCAUCCAACAUGAUACUAACCCGUAUCCGACCCAGCAUCUACAUACCCUGCUGCGUCUUGCUGUGGUCCAUUGUGUCGGCAUCGACCGCGGCAGCGAACGGCUUUGGCAGCCUCGUCGCAAUCCGUAUCGCUCUGGGGCUGGUCGAAGCGCCCUUCUUCCCGGGUGCUUUGUUCAUCCUAUCGUGCUGGUAUACCCAAAAUGAGCUUGCCUUCCGGACGGCAGUUCUCUUCUCUGGCAAUAUCCUUGCGACAUCCUUCUCCGGACUCCUCGCCGCCGCCGUAUUUGCAAACCUUGACGGCACCCGUGGGCUGGCGGGGUGGCAGUGGUUGUUCAUUAUCGAAGGUGCCGGGAGCUUCGCAAUGGCUUUCAUCGCUAUGGCGUUUCUACCCGACUUUGUGGGAUCCAAGACGGGAGUUUGCGCGUGGCUGAUGCCAGAGAAAGAACUUUUAGUUGCCGCGCAGAGGAUUAAGGCCGAUAGAGUGUCACUGCCGGACGAGAAUGCUUCGGUUCGGCACGGUCUGGGCCUUGCCGUGAAGGAUCCGCGGACGUGGAUUUUUGCUGGCAUGCAAGUGUUCUAUGUCACCUCCAUGGGCUUCAACGGCUUCUUCCCGAGCAUCGUCGAGGGCCUCCAUCUCGGCUCUCAAACAACAACCCUCCUCCUCACGGCGCCUCCCUACCUCUUCGCUGCUGCAACAUCACUCGUUGUUUGCAUGUCUUCGGAUAAGCGUGCUGACCGUGGGCUGCACGUUAUCGGCCCUGUGGGCGUCGCCAUGGUGGGCUUCAUCAUCACCGCUGCAUCAACCAAUCACGCCGCGCGGUACUUUGCCAGUUUCCUGUACAUCCCCGGGGCUAUGUCCUCGUUGGCUCUGAUAUUCAGCUGGUCCUCAACGGCGAUGAGUGAGACGCCGGAGAAGAGAGCGGCAGGCAUGGCGAUCGUUUGUUUGACCUGCCAGCUCGGAGGUGUUUGGAGCCCGUACUUUUUCAGACCAGAAGACAAUCCGCGAUAUCUGCUUGCCUUUAUACUGAUGCUUGUAUUCUCGGCGUUGGUUAUUGCGACGGCGGUCUUGAUGAGGCUCCUACUGGGUAGAGCCAACCAGCGCUUGAUUGCCGAGGCUGAGGGAACUGGUAAAAGCCCGAGACUUUAUAUUCUCUAG
Molecule: messenger RNA, 1497 nt
Organism: Colletotrichum graminicola M1.001
Lineage: Eukaryota; Fungi; Ascomycota; Sordariomycetes; Glomerellales; Glomerellaceae
Product: major facilitator superfamily transporter
Exons: 5
Coding region: 1-1497 (498 amino acids)
Biological process (GO): transmembrane transport
Cellular component (GO): membrane
Molecular function (GO): transmembrane transporter activity
Source: RefSeq, a predicted model, not a curated record